Heterotrigona itama is the source of this 213-nucleotide messenger RNA. NCBI's taxonomy places the organism in Eukaryota, Metazoa, Arthropoda, Insecta, Hymenoptera, Apidae. The record is from the annotation of a GenBank genome assembly.
AUGAUUCCUAAUUUAACUACGCAUCAACAAGAUGUUGUUGACCCUGUUGAAGAAAUGUUAAAAAAGACUGGUUGUAUGGAAAUUCAUUAUGAAGUUCAAGAAUGUAUAGCAGAAAAUCAAGAUUGGAGAAAGUGUCAAGAGCAAGUACAAAAAUUCAGAGUGUGUAUGGAAGAAUAUCAAAGAAAAAGAGAAGAGUCAUACUCAAAUAAAUAA